GGGUUCGGGGAUAGAUGUGAAAUGGGGGCGUAAUCAGGGAGUGCCGACCCCUACCAAGAAAAACUGAUCAACCCACACAGAAAAAAACUGCACGAAACCAUUAAGAAAAAAAAAAAGUCCCAGUAAAGAAGAAAAGAACCYGCGGCAGAACUUUGGGGUGAAAAACACGAAAGAAGGGGAAACCGCUACGUGUGGGGGUGUCCUCACGUGGCCCCCCACGUGACCGCGCACGCACCCGCCCACGUGACCCGGCGCKGACAUGGCGGCGGCCGCGGCGCUCCGGAGCCGUCGCUUCAAGUGGUCGCUGGAUCUGGGGGCAGCGCCGGGCGGACGGCCCCGCGGAGCCGCCGAGGGCCGCGGCCCGCUCGGGUUCGCCGACCGGCAGCUCGGGGAGGGCGGCGUCCACGAGAGCGACAAGAUCCUCAUGGAGAAGGUGGGAGGGAGCGGUGGGGAGGGUUUGCCCAUGGCCCGGACACCUCUUGCCACACUGAAGGCCCUGGAGAGCUCGAGCCGGCGGGCGCUGCAGGGGCUCGUGUUCCUGGUGGGCAACGGGCUGGGGCUGGCACUGGCCCUCUACAAGUGCCAGGCCAUGGGGCUGCUUCCCACCCGGCCCUCCGACUGGCUGGCUUUUGUCACCCCGCCACAGCGAAUGGAGUUCACUGGAGGGGGGCUGAUCUUGUGACYCCCUGCGCCCUCCCACCAAUAAAGGCGAUGGCAGGAUGGUGACAUCA
Malurus melanocephalus (red-backed fairy wren) is the source of this 731-nucleotide messenger RNA. RefSeq names its product ER membrane protein complex subunit 4 (gene EMC4). Bases 260 to 682 code for a protein of 140 amino acids. Lineage: Eukaryota; Metazoa; Chordata; Aves; Passeriformes; Maluridae. Gene Ontology annotation, cellular component: EMC complex. The record is from RefSeq and is a predicted model, not a curated record. The transcript has 5 exons. Gene Ontology annotation, biological process: protein folding in endoplasmic reticulum.